CUGCCCCGCUGCUUCCUCAUUGACCGCGCUGUCUGUGCCUAGUGGCGGCGGCUCUGGAGGAUCUCACCCCGCCGAUAGAAGCACUCUGCCCAACUUGGAGUCCGUGUGGAUAGUCUGUGUUCGCUGGUCCGCAGUGGAGGGUGCACACCGGGGGGUUUGGGUGGAGUUGUUGCCGGAUCUGAGGAAUUUGACACAUUUCUCCGGGGAGAGCGAUUCCCGUUGGUACAAAGAGAGGAAAGGAGACAAGCUCUGCAGCCAAGUUUUAGGAGGUUCAAAUUCCUCCUCCCUUAUCUCUUUCUACCCCACCCCUCUCUCCAAUCAUGGCACACCGAUCCCAAUGUUCAUCGAUUGGGGAAAACCCCCUCGACCCAAAUUUCCUGCCCCCACAUUACCGUGAGGAGUAUCGCCUGGCUAUUGAUGCUUUGAUAGAAAAUGACAUACAGGGUUACGAUGAGUACCUCCAGUCUGUGGAUGUGGUUGGCUUCUUGGCACAGCAGGAAAUUGAUCUGAUCAAGUCCACGAUCCAUACGCCGAACCAGACCUCCAGCGUGCCAGAGCUGACGUACCAUGAGGGAGGUCUGGAUGAAGACGGCUCCUCCGACACCUACUGGCCGAUGCAGUCCGACCUGGCCGCCCCGGGGCUGGAUCUGGGUUGGCCGCUGCCACAGCAGAGCUUCAUGGGACCCACAGAGGUCACCACUCUAGUGAACCCCUCCGACCCAGACAUGCCAAGCAUCAAGGAACAGGCCAGAAGGCUCAUCAAGAAUGCACGCCAAGUUAUUGCUAUUGUGAUGGACACGUUCACAGAUGUUGACCUUUUUGCGGACCUCUUGGAUGCAACAGCACGCCACGUUCCAGUUUACCUUCUACUGGAUGAGCAGGAAUCCCAUAACUUUGUCUCUAUGGUCCUCAACUGCAAAGUCAACUUGGAUCACCAUCCUAUGUUGCGCAUUAGGACGGUGGCAGGUAUAACCUAUUAUUCCCGCACGGGGAAAUCAUUUAAAGGGCAGGUGAAGGAUCGUUUCCUUUUGGCUGACUGCAGAGCUGUACUGAGUGGCAACUACAGUUUCAUGUGGUCCUAUGAGAAGAUCCACCGCUGCAUUGCGCACCUCUUCCUCGGGGAACUGGUGACCACCUUCGAUGAAGAGUUCCGAAUUCUCUUCGCUCAGUCGCAGCCGCUGGUCAUUGACCCAUUCAAUGGAGCACUUGCUCUUUCUGACAGCAGCACCACAAGCAGUUACUUAGGAAACCAGUUUGGUUUGAAGAGGACCCAGUCUCUGCGAAACCCCAUUGGUUACCGCAGGCAGCCUGAGAUUCCCCCUGCCUUUCCCUAUGGAGACUCUGAUCGUAACGUCGCACUUCCUUUCCGAAGGACCGAUCCAUUUCGUCACACCGUUGAACCUGGGGCAGGAAUAACAAUUGGAAAGUAUUCCCAUCAACAGUUUCGUCUGCAGCAUUCGUUCCUGGAGCAGGGAAGGUCCAUAGUUUCCAGGCAGAUGGAUAUGAGUAGUAGUGGCUUCCAGAGGCACAGCUAUGCUGAAGGAACCCAGGAGAACUACACAUCUUCAAGGCACUACAUGAAGUCCAGGGUCAUGAAUAAUCUGGAUGAGACAGACUUCCACAGGGAGCACACCCAAAGUAGCCAUUACUACAAUGAAGGGCCUGGGUCGGGCUCUGGUCAUGGUCAGUACGACAGACUUCGGGGUCCAUCUCCACAACUCUCCAUUGACCAGCAUUCAAAUUCAAGCUAUCGCUCGGAUAGGGAGCAACAAGCUGGAAACUACGGCAGGGAGUACUUUUCAUCUGAUGAUUUGAGAGGACUUGAGGGCCACCAGGCCCCGCCAGUAGCUGGGAGGUAUACAGGAGAUUCAGGCAAUAGGAGGCCAACAGUAGGUCAUGCAUAUGCCUGCCAGAGCUCACCCACACAGCCCCACCCACCAGAGAAGAAACCUUAUGCCAAACAAUCUGAACUAGAGUCUGGAGAAGAUGCAGAUGCCAAGCAAGGCAUGAGGAGUUGGAGAAUCCACUCCUAUCUUAACACCUAUGAGGAUGGUGGCGAAGAAGGUCUGACACAACCUUUGGGUCCUGAUGCAUUUGAAGAUCCUCCCCCUCAGAAAUCAACUGCUGAUGACAAUCUAACGUCCCGCUUUGGACUAAAGGAACCACCAAAUGUUCCUCCCAAACCCAAAGCAGAAUUCACAAGACCACGCUACGGAAAGCCCAUCAUGCCCGAUAGCAACAGCAAAGACUCCUCCCUGACAACAACUAAGGAUCUGCUUUCAUCUAGCAGGGACCUAAAGGAAAAAGGGAGGGAGGGUGAGAAGGAAACAGAGAGAGGUUCAGCAAGGGAGGUUGGUGUGGAGGGGAAAGAGGCUCCUGAUCGCUUCUUGUCCAAACAUGAAUCAUUCCACACACGUAUCAACCCACUACUUCAACGUAGCUCUCGUCUGCGUUCUUCUCUCAUUUUUUCCUCUUCAAAGGCAGAGAUGCAUAGUGGAAGCCUUGGCCUCAAAACAGCCACAGAGGAAGACGAGGAGCUGGACUCAGGGCGCACUUCCUCGAUUGUGGCCCAGAUCCUAGAGAAGAGGAGGUCAUUGUCUCGUGAGCCUUUUGAGUGGAGAAAGAAGGCUGAGGAGAGAGAGAAGGAGAAAGAAAAUAAGGAGAAAGAAAGGGAGGAGAAAGAAAAAGAGGAUUACGAGCAUCUGCAAAAAGUAAAGGAGAUUCGAUUGAAAUAUGAGACUAAAGCAAAAGAGGAACCUCAGAAAAACAACGAAGAAGUAAAGACAACACCAACAGUCGAGACAUUUGAAGUCUCAUCCUCAUCAUCUAUGAACAUGAAUGACCCAGCCAGUCGACUGCAGUAUUUCAAAGAACUGGCUGCCAAGAGAAAAGCAUCAAAAAUGGAGACAGAGUUGGCAGUUAAUGCCCCACAGCCUGCUGAAAAAAAGCCAGACCUUUCUGAUAAACCUCACCUAAAACCUCCAAUAACUCCGAAGAUCCCAACUGUCUCUUUAAGUUCAGCAGAACCUGAACCAAAGAAAACAGACAUUUCUGCAAAGAUAGCAGAGCUCACUCGCAGAACUUCAUUCAGUUCUGUAAAACCACCCAUAUUGAAACCUUCUGCAAACCUCCUGAAGUCUUCAGAGACAACUCAGAAAGAUGAUAAUGCGUCAGAUGGUCAAAAGAAGGAUAUCUUCAAGAAGCCAUUUCCUUCACCUAAUAUCUUCCGGAGAGAUCAGUUGAAGCUCAAAGGACUUAAUCCUCGUCGCAUCUCCUGUGGUGAAGAUAUUCUGACCACAGAUGCUACAGAUGCAGAGAAGAGUGAAAUGAAAAAGAGUCGCUCUCAAAGCUCUUCUACUCUGUCACACGCUGAUUCCAGAGAAGGAUUGCAAAAAGUGAUGGGAUCUACUACAUCCAUCAACACUCUUGGUGAUGGAAAGGGUGAUGGUAAGACACUUGACUUCUUGAAGAAGCAGACUCAGAGGCUAAAGGGAUUCCUGGGGCCCAAGGAUAAAGAAAAGAAAUCUUCAGGAGAUGAAAGGAGCAUGAGCACGGUGAAGGAGAUCACUGAAGAAUUCAACAAAAAGCAGAGCUCAUUGGUUAAAGAUAAAGUAUCAACCAUGACCGAACAAACUACAACCAAUCACAAGACAUCCACCAGCACAUCGGGCCCAUCUCGAUACCAGUCCCCCAGCAGCUCUGUUCUGUUCAGCAGUAACCUACGCGACGACACUAAAGUCAUCCUGGAGCAGAUCUCAGCCAACAGCCAGAAGAACCGACUGGAGCGAGAGGAAACAGGAGGCGACGAGGACAAUGACAGUGGGGGGAAGGCACUGGAGAGACAGAACUCCAUAAAAAAGAGCCGAUUUCUGCGUCCGGCGAGCAACGUCCAGGAGCGAGAGGGAUUACUCAAGAGGAUAGAGAGUAUGAGGAAGGAGAAGAAGGUCUACAGCCGCUUUGAGAUGGGGAAUAGCCUGGGAUAACGAAAGACGGAGGAAUCACCUUUUAUAUGGAAACUAUUUAUGCACGAUGAUCAAAAAGACGCUUUGCUCAUAUGUGCCAACGACUCUAUCAAAGUACCUCUUUGGCUCAACACUGCCGCCUUUCCUGGAUUUUAAUACAACGUAAUAACACUUGAAAAGACACUAUAUCAAAAUGCUGAAAACAAACUUAAGUCAUUGGGUUUGGAAUGUGCCUUUGUGCCAAGACCUGGUACUACUUUGACCUUAUAUGGUGACUGAGAGAAAGAAGAGAGACUCUACUCGCAUUGUGGCCUCCAAGGGCUUAAUGUUUCACCCAACAGAAAAAAGGUAGGGUAAUUAACCUACAACUGAACUUGUAUCAACGUGAUUUAGGGAGUACGAGAGGAAUAUAGAACAAUUUGCACCUGAGGGUUGAUUUAAAAAAAGGAAUCUGUGUCAGAACAUGGCGGUAUAUCACUCCAUGUGUACUAUGCUGUAGCAGCGCUGUGUGUUUCUACAAGUGUCUGUGCAGCUGGGACAUGUCUGAAACUGAAUUGGAGAAAGCAUCCUUGUGGAUUCACUGUGUGCCAAUGGGCAUUACCGAAGUUAGGAUUAUAUUAUUAAUCCCUGACCAGGAACAACAGUGGGAAAGUGAAGAGGAAUGAAAAUGAGAUGAAUUGAUGAAAGGUGAAAUCGGAGGUAAUAGAGAAAGCAGAAGCAAUCCAAAUGAAUGUUUGUUUGUAAUAACUAUUCUAACAUUGAGGCAGAGUUUAGAUAGAAAAUAAAGCCUGUGUUGAACUUUACCCUUGCAACAGGCUGGUAUGUAUCUUUCUAUUAAGGCGUGGACUUGCGUUGCAGGGUUAAACAUGACAGAUAGCCAUUCAGAGGCCAACACGCCUUCAUCGUUGGGCAAGUGGAGUUCAAAAAUAUAAGUGUACUAUUCUUGGUCUAACGUAAGGUAAAUACAAGUUGUAAGCCCUUGCAGUUGCCCUGAACGACUGUAAAAACACAUGCCUCACAUCAGUGCCCUGUUUCUCUAUCAUUUAACUUUUGAAUUAGUCACCACCUAUAAAGCAAAGAGAGGAGGAACUAGCUACACUUUGCAGUACUGGAGCAGGGCCAUGCCUCCUUAUGCAAGUCAUUUAACUUCAGAGACCUACGCCCUACGCAGGACUGCCGACUCCUUUGUUGGUCUGUAAACACGAGUACACCAAAGAUCUAGUUAUAUGGUACAAUUCCCAGACCGCUGAGGACAGGUCAUGUGUUAAUGUAUCAAAAGCAGUGAUUGAUUUAUGGGUAAUUCAGGGGUUACACUGUUUUUUUUAUGAGGGAUCAUACUGUACAUAUUUAUAUUAAAAAAAAGAGCGUGUCGAUAAUCUGAAUAACAAAUGAGAUACUGAUCACGCUUGAUCCAUCAAAGUGCCUUCUGUUAGUUUUUUAUUAAUAUGUAAGUAUGUGGUCUUGGCUGUAAAUACUAGUUAGCGUUAAGUUGGGGGGAUCAGUUGUGGACACAGUGAUGUGUUGUUGAUUAAAAACGAAACAACCUGAGAUAGUAUUACAUUGUAAUUGAAAUACUGUUCAAAAGUAUUUUAUUAAAACUCUUUAAAACUGAAA
Eleginops maclovinus (Patagonian blennie) is the source of this 5576-nucleotide messenger RNA. It is a transcript of the gene sack1hb, whose product is annotated as family with sequence similarity 83 member Hb. Gene Ontology annotation, cellular component: keratin filament. Bases 321 to 3983 code for a protein of 1220 amino acids. The transcript is spliced from 8 exons. Gene Ontology annotation, biological process: protein localization to cytoskeleton; signal transduction; positive regulation of cell migration. The record is from RefSeq and is a predicted model, not a curated record. Gene Ontology annotation, molecular function: keratin filament binding; protein kinase binding. NCBI's taxonomy places the organism in Eukaryota, Metazoa, Chordata, Actinopteri, Perciformes, Eleginopidae.